AUGAAAGAAACACUUCCAAGAUUUCUCCUCCCAACCGCCGAUAUGAAAAAAGCCAUAAACAGAAACGCGAAAAACGAUGAAGAUCUUUCGUUUCUUCUUAAACGAAUCGAGAAAGAGAAAAAAGUCGCACUCGAGCAAGUAUCAAGACGACAGAAAGCUUUCAAAAGAGAAAUGAUUAUGAGACGCGAAAUUCAAAGCAAUAUAAACCUAAAUUGUCAGUUCUUCGAACACACAGAUUUGACGAAUAAGAAAGACAACGAGAAGGCACGCCUUGAUAUUAACCUUUGCAACCGUCGGCGCAAACUUGGAACUGCACAGGGGCUACGAAGAGCAUCUUCUUUUGAAGAAAGCCUCGCUUCUUCCAAAAUUGAACUACCUCCCGUCAGGGCCAAAAGAUACAGCCUGCCAGCAUCUCCAAUACAGGCUAUAUGUAAAGAAGAAGAACUAAUAGUGAAAAGUCUUAAAAUUGAUAAGCCGUUUCCAACUCCCAAAGUUGUUACUGAUUUCUGGACAAAAUCGCGAAACUAUGAGGCUACAAAUCUUUUUCGACGGCACCGCAGGAACGUUUGUGCACGUGGACAACAAAUCAAAACUACUUGA
Messenger RNA from Pocillopora meandrina, 600 nucleotides. The record is from the annotation of a GenBank genome assembly. NCBI's taxonomy places the organism in Eukaryota, Metazoa, Cnidaria, Anthozoa, Scleractinia, Pocilloporidae.